CGGCGGCGGCGGGGGCGGGGGCCGCCCUUCCUCCCACCCCCACGCCCCGUCGACCCGCUGGGCGGAAGCUUCCCGGGAGCUCCUCACGCCCGCGCGAUGGCGACUGCCGCGGAGACCGAGGCCUCUUCGACGGACGCGAGCUGGGAGAGCGGCGGCGGCGGCGACGACGGGAUGAAGCCUGCGCUUCCGGAGCUUGAGUCCUCUCCACAAGAUGGCGGCGGCGGCGGCUCCUCCACCUCCACCGCGGAGCUCGGCGGCGGCGGCGGCGGCGGCGGUGGCGGUGGCGGUGGCGGUGGCGCUGGCGCGGGGCCUGAGGAGACGGCGGCAGCCGAAGCCGCCCGGAGCCACAGCCACGAGCAGCCUCAGCACACCUCCGAGGCGGCCGCGGCCGCUCUCCCCAAAGGCGCCGAAGAGCCCGAAAGGCCUGUUAGGCGGAGUUUUCAGAUCCCCAGGAAGAGCAGAGAAAAGAAAGCACUUUUCCAGCAAUUAACUCCAGGUUCUAGAGAAUUUGAAGAUGUUUUAAAUAUUCUCCAUUCAUCUUACCUUGAGCCAUCCUCAGUAACAAAUUUUAACUAUAGACGAGCUUGCUUGAUACAUAAUGACCUUUUGGAAAAAGAGUUUACAGAAAAGAGAAGAGAACUGAAGUUUGAUGGUCGUUUGGAUAAGGAACUUUCAGAAUCUUACGCAUUUCUCAUGGUUGAUCGAUACCAGGUUCAAAGCAUAUGUGAAAAAGGAUUGCAGGUGGGCCAGUCCAAAAUAACUAUUCUGGGCAGUCCUUCCAUGGGUAUAUAUCUGUGUAGAUAUGCAGAUCUCUUACAGGCUAAUCCUUUGGAAGCUGGGGCAGUGGGUGAUGUUGUUAUUUUUAAAAUAAUGAAGGGUAAAAUAAAGAGUGUUUAUGAUCCUCUGAGUGUAAAAAGCUUGGAACCUAUGUUAAGUAAAAAUGCUUUGGAUCCUACACCAAAGCAUGAAUGUCAUGUGUCUAAAAAUGCCAGUAGAAUUACAUCCCUUUUGGCUUACAGAGCCUAUGAGCUUACUCAGUAUUAUUUUUAUGAGUAUGGCUUUGAUGAACUAAGACGGAGACCAAGACAUGUUUGUCCAUAUGCAGUUGUGUCUUUUACUUACAAAGAUGAUAUACAAACUCCAAAGUUUGUGUCUUCACUGAGAUCUAACAGCUUUAAUGCAGAUAGAAACAUAGAAAAAUGUAACUACACCUUGUGGAAAGGACAACUUUUAAAUAAAGGAAAGCUUCUAUGUUACAUUUCUUUGAGGUCGGCCACUCGUGCCUUUUUGCCUGUCAAGCUUCCUGAGAAGUUAGAUGUUGAAACAGUUAUGAGUAUUGAUUGUUUGAAACAGAAAAUUCCUCCUGCAUUGCUUUAUAAAGACACAUACUUGGGUCCUAAUGAAGUUUUAAAGAAUGGGAUGUACUGUAGCCUUUAUGAAGUUGUCGAAAAGACAAGAAUUGGAAGUAACAUGGAGUGUUUACUGCAAAAACUGGAGAAAGAAAAACUUGUUCUUGUAAAACCUUUAGGAGACCGAGGAUACCUUUUUCUUCUUUCUCCUUACCAGAUGAUUUCUCCAUAUGAACAUCAGACUGUCAAGUCUCGAAUCCUACAUGCUUUGUUUCUGUUUCAAGAACCUAGAUGCCUAAUUAUCACACAGAAAGGUGUAACGAAUCCAGCACCACAGGAGAAACAUGAGAGCAUAUCAGAUAUAUUAAAAAUAACUCAGUUUUUACAGUUUGCUUUAAUUCAGUGUCGAAAAGAAUUCAAAGAUAUAAACACUAUAAAUUUUCAUUCUGUUGUUGAGAAGUACGUAAGUGAAUUUUUUAAGCGAGGUUUUGGUUCAGGUAAGCGGGAAUUUUUCAUGUUUUCAUACGAUUCACGAUUAGAUGAUAAAAAAUUCCUAUACUCGGCACCAAGAAAUAAAUCUCAUAUUGACGACUGCUUACAUACCUACAUUUUUCAGCCAGAAAUGUAUCAGUUACCUAUUUUUAAAUUAAAAGAGUUAUUUGAAGAAAAUCGAAAACGUCAACAAUUUAGUCCACUUUCAGAUUAUGAAGGUCAAGAAGAAGAAAUUAAUGGUUCAAAAAUGAAAUUUGGAAAACGAAAUGGCUCAAGGGGUGAAACUACUGAACCUGUACAGCAGAAGUCAUCUCAUUCUUUAGAUUAUGAUAAGGAUAGAGUCAAAGAAUUGAUUAAUUUAAUUCAAUGUACCAAAAAAAAUGUGGGUGGGGACCCAGAUACAGAAGAUCCUAGAAGCAAAAGUAUCUUGAAGAGGAAGCUUGAGGAUCUACCUGAAAAUAUGAGAAAGUUCGCCAAAACCAGCAAUUCAUCUGAUAAUUAUCAUCUAUAUGAAGAGUCUCCACAAUCCAUUGGCUUACUUGGACAUGAUCCUAACUUGAGACUGCAGCAAGAAGAGGCAUGUAACACUGGAGACGUCCACAAGAUUUAUAAUUGGUUAUCAGAAGCACUAGCAAAUGCACGACACUCAGAUGCAUUCCUGACAGAUACAGUCAACAAGGCCUUAGGAUUGAGUAGUAGUAGUACCUGUGAAGAGCUAAGACAAAAGUGUGAAUAUGAGUUGAAUCCUGCUUUAGAUAAGAAAGACUGUGAGCAGCAUACUUGUACAAAAAUUGAAAACGUCCAUUUUAAGGGUGCUCAAAGCCCACUGCUAGAAGUUGAUGCAGCAUCUGUACAGUACCCUACUCUUCUUUCUACCAGUGAGGAUCCACAUUUAAUUAAUGUCAAUAAUUUUGAAGAGUGCAGUCUCUGUCCCACUGUGUCCAUUGAGCAUGGGUUCCGUACGCAGCAUUCUAAGUCAAAUGAUGAAGAGGAGACAGAAAUACAUUGGAAAUUGAUUCCAAUUACAGGAGGGAAUGCAAGAAGCCCAGAAGACCAGCAUGGGAAACAUGGUGAGAAACAAACACCAGGAAUGAAAUCACCAGGAGAACAACUGGUGUGUCUACCACCAGCGGAAGCCUUUCCUAAUGACCCUCGGGUAAUAAAUAGAGAAAGAAGUUCCGAUUACCAGUUUCCAUCCUCUCCGUUUACAGACACUGUAAAGGGCACCACUGAGGAGGACCUGUUGACAGGUCAAGUGGUGACAGUGGAAGAGCAGUGUGUGCCAGCAGCAGAGCCUCCUACAGUGAGCGAAACCACAGAGAACACAGUAUUAGGAGAGUUCCAUCUCUUUUCUAGAAAAAUAGAAGAGAUUCUGAAGCAAAAGAAUGUUUCAUAUGUUAGUACAAUUUCCACACCUAUUUUUUCAGCACAAGAGAAGAUGAAUCGCCUUUCUGAGUUCAUAUAUUCUAAGACUUCAAAAGCUGGUGUACAGGAAUUUGUAGAUGGUUUGCACGAAAAACUAAAUACUAUUAUUAUUAAAGCAUCAGCUAAGGGUGGGAAUUUGCCACCAGUAAGCCCUAGCCAUUCCCAUACAACAGCAUUGACUCCUCUGGGAAGGCAUGUUGUAUCCAUUUCCUCAAGUGACUUCAGCAGUAAAGACCUUUUUGAGCCACUGUGUCCUGAACCUUUAAAAGAUAACAGUUCUAAUGAGCAGUAUUCCUCUUCGCUUCAAGUAGAAAUGAACCAGCCACACCACUGCAAGGAGUUCAUGUUGACUUCUGAUCAUACUGUACCUGGUGAUACUGCCCUGGAACCAGUAGAAAAAGAAAUAGCAAAAUCACCCAGCGAUAUAAACAUUUCUGCACAACCAGCUCUUUCAAAUUUUAUAAGCCAAUUAGAACCCGAAGUAUUUAAUAGUUUGGUUAAAAUAAUGAAAGAUGUACAGAAAAAUACUGUGAAAUUUUACAUUCAUGAAGAAGAGGAAAGUGUGCUUUGCAAAGAAAUAAAGGAGUAUCUUACCAAAUUAGGCAAUACAGAAUGUCACCCAGAUCAGUUUUUGGAAAGAAGAUCAACCUUAGAUAAACUAUUGAUUAUUAUUCAAAAUGAAGACAUUGCAGAUUUCAUUCACAAGGUACCUGGCUUGGUGACUUUAAAGAAGCUCCCAUGUGUUAGUUUUGCUGGUGUUGAUAGCCUGGAUGAUGUUAAAAAUCAUACAUACAAUGAGUUAUUUGUGUCUGGUGGCUUUAUUGUGUCUGAUGAAUCAAUUCUAAAUCCAGAGGUUGUCACAAUUGAGAGCCUGAAAAAUUUUUUGACAUUCCUUGAAGAACUUAGUACUCCAGAAGGGAAAUGGCAAUGGAAAAUCCACUGUAAAUUCCAGAAGAAACUGAAGGAACUGGGCAGAUUGAAUACUAAAGCUCUGAGUCUGCUGUCUCUUCUAAAUGUAUAUCAGAAGAAACAUCUGGUUGAGAUUUUGUCAUACCACAAUUGUGAUUCACAAACUCGAAAUGCUCCAGAAAUGGACUGCCUUAUCAGGCUUCAGGCUCAGAACAUACAGCAGCGACACAUAGUCUUUCUAACAGAGAAGACUAUCAAGAUGGUUUCCAGUUAUACAGAUAAUGGAAUUGUAGUUGCAACUGCUGAAGACUUUAUGCAAAACUUUAAAAGUCUUGUGGGAUAUCAUAACUCAGUCACAGAAGAAAGUCUUCCGCUGCUUGGUGCUAUUGAGAAUCUUGAGUCACAGUCAGCUCUUUUAGAAAACGGUGAAAAGGAUGAAGAGGAUAUGUCUCUGGAUUCAGGGGAUGAAAUCUCACAUAUAGAAGUAUUCAGCAGUUUUCAUUCAGAAAUAUUGGCGAGAGAGACCAAAGGAUCAAGUGGAACAGAUCAAAAACAGAAUAUUCAAAUUGAAUUGCAGUCAUCUCUUGACGUGCAAAAAAGUUUAUUAGAAGAUAAGACUUACCAAAUUGAUUGUGAAGAGAGAGCUCCUAUUGAUAGAGUAUGCUCUGAAGGAGAGAACAGCAAUUCAGCCGAACAAGAUUCAUAUAGCAACGGUCAGGCUUAUCAAAAUCAAUUAAAAAUGUCCCAUCAGUUUAGUCAUUUUAAUGUUCUCACUCAUCAGACGUUUCUGGGGACACCAUAUGCCCUUUCAUCAACUCAGUCUCAAGAAAAUGAAAAUUACUUUAUAUCUGCUUACAAAAACUUGGAUAGAGAGAAAUCUCCAUUAAGUUAAGGAUGUGUCCAAAGAUAAAUUACAGUAAAACCCCCACCACCACCACACCAAAAAAGAAAAAGAAAAAAAUAGGUUGUUGUGGACUUUUUCCAGUUUCUUAAAAGUGUGAAUUGAUGAUUUAAAAACAAAUUUCCUAACCUUUAUGAGAUGUUUUUUUCUUUCCCACUUAAAUCAUGAUGGCCUGUAACA
Molecule: messenger RNA, 5256 nt
Organism: Peromyscus eremicus (cactus mouse)
Lineage: Eukaryota; Metazoa; Chordata; Mammalia; Rodentia; Cricetidae
Gene: Tasor
Product: transcription activation suppressor
Exons: 24
Coding region: 97-5067 (1656 amino acids)
Biological process (GO): negative regulation of gene expression, epigenetic; protein localization to heterochromatin
Cellular component (GO): heterochromatin; nucleoplasm
Molecular function (GO): chromatin binding
Source: RefSeq, a predicted model, not a curated record